This is a messenger RNA of Rhipicephalus sanguineus (brown dog tick), 1036 nucleotides long. RefSeq lists its product as uncharacterized. The record is from RefSeq and is a predicted model, not a curated record. Gene Ontology annotation, molecular function: nucleic acid binding. The transcript has a single exon. Bases 93 to 941 code for a protein of 282 amino acids. NCBI's taxonomy places the organism in Eukaryota, Metazoa, Arthropoda, Arachnida, Ixodida, Ixodidae.
UACACAUCCACCACCCAACAUUGACAGAAGAGCGCGUACGCAUCCCAGAAGUCUGGAGAUACGCCCUGCACGUGCGCCCUCUUCCGGCCAACAUGACACGUGACGACCACAGUGGCAGGCGCCUUGCGCGGGCGGAGGCACUGGCUCGCCACUAUGGGAACAAACAUGGUAUCUUUUACGUGGACGCCUCCGGUCCUCACCAUGGGGGUUGGUACACGGCUGCAGUCGUCCACCAAAACGUCGCAGUGAACGGCCUAACAUUCAGGGCACAAAAUAUAACACAUGCGGAGGAGGUCGCCAUCGCGCUAGCUGCCGCAGACCAGGACUCGCGCGUCAUCAUUACCGACUCGAGAGGGGCCUGCAGAAAUAUUGAACAGGGGUACGCUCCUCACCUUGCGUAUCGCAUCCUGCAAGAUAGCAAUUACGUCGGGGCCCCCGCGUCCCGGAUGAUCAUAUGGGCUCCAGCUCAUAUGGGCCUCGAAGGCAACGAAACGGCAGACGCCGCUGCCCGCGCGCUCACUCUCCGGGCAACGCCUUCAGACCCUUCCGAAAUGGAUCCCGAACCCAAUCCGGCCUUAACGUAUCGGGAAAUUACUGAGUUUUAUCAAUUCGGCCACGCAAUUUAUCCUAAACCCUGUAAGGGCCUUACAAAGGUGGAGGAACGCACACUCCUCCGCCUUUACACCAAAACGCUGCUGUGCCCGGCAGUUUUAAAACAUUUUGAUCCGGCCUGUACAGGAAAAUGCCCAUACUGUGAGGAGAAAUCUUCGGACGUCUACCACAUGGUGUGGGCAUGCCAGUCAACCCCGAACCUCGCCCCAAAACCACACCCCACCCGGGAGGACUGGGAGGCAGCCCUGCUCGGCUGCUCCGACCUGGCGAGCCAGAAGGCCCUGGUCGACCGAGCUCGAGUCGCGGCGAUCGCCAAUGGGCUCCUGUAAUGAGGAGCCCACCUAGUGCUUGUGAGGGGUGGCCCCCUCCGGGCCACCUCGCGCUUACUCCCUGUAUAUACCUCUAAUAAAGUUUUUUCCUCCUC